UUUGUUCCACAUCCUCGCAAAUUUCUAUCAUUCAAAAUUAAAAUCUCCUCUGUCACUUCAUUCACUAUCCAAUAGAAUGUAUCCAGUAAAGUCAAACUCACUCUUCGGGUUACUAUCAGUUGCCACUCUCUCUCGGUGCGCACCCCUUUCAAGCUCUGACUUGAACCCUCUAACCUUUAACGGGGCAGUUAAUCCAUUAGUCAACUAUUAUCAUUACGAUAAACGCGCUAACGCAAAAGAUGUUACCCGAAAGGUACUUGCUGUCGCGGCGGUGGGUACCGUUGAUACACUGACGAUUGUAGGUGAUUUGUUGAGGUUGCAAGAAGACCUAAGGACAAUUGUCAGACAAUUGGGGGUUUCUGGCUUGAACCUUGCCGCUGACCAAGGCCAAAAGGCCAUCCAAACUAGCGGGCAGGGAGCUAAGCCUGCUGUGAAGGACACUAGCCUAGACACCUCUUCGGCUACUCUUACCGAUGCAAAUCUUGUCGAGGAUCAAUCGAUAAAAUCAGAUACAGACGUCAAGGAGAAACAAGCAGCUGACACAGCUCUGACUUCAAGUGAUACAAUUCUGGAACCUUCUAUCAACACUCCGGAGAUCACUUUGGAACCGGAUGGCACACUUUCUCAGACUUCUGAAGAGGACAUUAAAGAGACAGAGGAUGAGCAUUAGCAUUUCUGUCUGACUAUGUAAAUUCCUCUCAGAAAAAUUUCAAAGAGCGCAACCAGUGCAUUUUUCUUUCUCACAUCAUCUUCUGUUUGUAUUAUUGAUUGUAAAUGUAAAUAAGUAGAAUUUUACUAUUGAAGAAAGAAAAAAAUCUUCAUCAAAG
This is a messenger RNA of Puccinia graminis f. sp. tritici CRL 75-36-700-3, 827 nucleotides long. RefSeq lists its product as uncharacterized. The coding region runs from base 77 to 670 and encodes 197 amino acids. The transcript has 3 exons. NCBI's taxonomy places the organism in Eukaryota, Fungi, Basidiomycota, Pucciniomycetes, Pucciniales, Pucciniaceae. The record is from RefSeq and is a predicted model, not a curated record.